GAACAGUGGUAAAUCCAGUACCACAUAAGGUUACAAUAGCUAUGAAUGAAGAGCUACUGAAACCCUUUCUGAGGGAGUAAAUUUGGGCAGCUUUGAAGGCAAUGGGACCGAUGAAAUCUCCAGGAGCUGAUGGUAUGCCUACACUCUUUUUUCAGAGCAACUGGAACAUAAUGGGAGAGGCAAUCACUAUUGAGCUACAAGGAUACCUCGAAGCUGGUAGCUUCCCUCAGGAAUUGAAUCAUACCCUUAUAACUCUAAUACUGAAGAAUAAAAACCCCAAAUUCAGUGGAUUUUCGUUCCAUUAGUCUAUGCAAAGUACUUUACAAAAUCAUAUCUAAGGUACUUGCUAAUAGACUAAAAGGGGUGCUGGACGAGGUGAUAGUCGCAAAUCAGAGCGCUUUUGUGCCAUGGAGGCUCAUCACAGACAAUGUCAUGAUAGCUUUCAAGUGUUUUCAUUCAAUGAAGACAAAAAACUUAGGAAAUAAGGGUUUUAUGGCUGGAAAACUAGAUGUUACUAAAGCCUACGGUAGAGUAGAGUGGGAUUUUUUGGAGGCCAUCAUGUUGAAAUUGGGUGUAACAUCCCGAAACUUUUUCCGAGCAAGAUAUUGUCCGCUUUGGGCCUCGACCCUCACAGUUUUCGACUUGGGGUGCAAUUCAAGGUGACUUCCCAUAAGGUCACCCAUCCUUGUUGUACUCCACACUGAGCACGUUAAACUUCGGAGUUCUCACAAGAACUCCUCCAUUACACCCCAAAACGUGUCUUGUCAGUUAAGGUCGGUUUCCUACUUAUGAACCAUGGAUCUCUCUCGUGCUUUGUCGAUGUAGGAUUUGCCUAAGGUGUUACAUACACCCCCUCUUGGGACUCAACGCCCUCGUUGAGGUUUGCCCCACCAUCGUUCAAGAGGGACGCGGAGAGGCUCUGAUAUCACUUGUAACAUCCCGAACCUUUUUCCGAGCAAGAUAUUGUCCGCUUUGGUCCUCGACCCUCACAGUUUUCGACUUGGGGUGCAAUUCAAGGUGACUUCCCAUAAGGUCACCCAUCCUUGUUGUCUCCACACUGAGCACGUUUAACUUCAGAGUUCUCACAAGAACACCUCCAUUACACCCCAAAACUCGUCUUGUCAGUUAAGGUCGGUUUCCUACUUAAGAACCAUGGAUCUCUCAUGGGCUUUGUCGAUGUAGGAUUUGCCUAAGGUGUUACAUUGGGUUUCGACCAUAGAUGGGUACAAAUGAUGAUGGCCUGUGUCACCACUGUCUCUUUUUCCACUUUGGUGAAUGGUCAUCAAACGGAGAUAUUAUAUCUUAGCAUAGGGCUAAGACAGGGGGACCCCAUAUCCCCCUAUCUAUUUCUGUUUGUGGUGGAAGGCCUGUCAGCCCUAAUCACUAAAGCGGAGCGAGAGAAGCAGAUUGAAGGAAUAAGAGUCAAGAAGAAUGCACCACAGAUCUCCCAUUUACUAUUUGUUGAUGACAAUAUUCUCUUCAUGAUGGCAAUUAAGUCUGAAUGUGAGAAAGUGAAAGCAAUCCUCAGCUCAUAUGAAGCUGAAUCAGGCCAGCAGGUCAACCUACACAAAUCCGAGAUGUCUUUCAGUCCUAAUGUAAGGCAGGGGAGGAAAAGGGAGCUUGUUGAUACUCUGAAUAUGAAAAUAGUGGAUUAUCAUCAAAAGUGCCUGGGAAGUUUGGCUAUUUGGUUGAUCGAUUUCGAGCAAAAGUCAAAGCUUGGAAAGGGAAGUUACUAUCUGUGGCAGGGAAGGAAGUCCUAAUAAAAUUUGUGGCUCAGGCUCAGAUGACCUAUGUCAUAUCAAUUUUCCAAAUUUCACUCAGUACCCUCAAAGAACCAAAAAGAGUCGUGACUCAUUUUUGGUAGGGGCAGUAGUAGAGGAGGGAAAGACUCGCUGGUUAAACUGGAAUGAGCUAUGUAAAUCCAAAAAGUUGGGUGGGAUGGGGUUUAAAAACCUACAAAGCUUCAAUCUAGGGGGAAGCAGCUAUGGCGUAUAAUUCAUAACCCUGACACUCUAGUGGCAAAAGUGCUAAAAGUCAAGUAUUUUGAGGAUAGAGAUCCCCUGGAUGUGGAAAUUGGAAGGAACCCCAGCUGGGUUUGGCGCGGAUUGAUGGCAGCUAAGGAUCUAGUUAAACAAGGUAUGAGGUGGAGAUUGGGGAAUGAAAACAAAAUCGAUGUCUGGAUCGAUAAAUGGGUGCCUUCUAGCACAACUCUAAGAUUGACAUCCCCAACAGCUCCUUGGAGAAGCACAACUUUAGUUGCUAAACUGAUUGACCACGACUCCAGGAGCUGACAUACAGAUUUAUUACAGAGGUUUUCUAACCCUAUCGAUCGUGUUAAUACACAGAAAAUUCCCAUUCCACGACAAUCUACUGAAGACAAGCUAAUUUGGGGAGUGGAAAAGUCAGGGGAGUACACUGUUAAGUCGGCAUACAGGCUUUGGGAAGACAUGAAUGUAGAGGAAGAAGGUGAAUUCUAUUCACCAGUAAACUAGAAGAAACUCUGGAACCUAAGGAUCCCUCCAAAAGAGUCAAAAAUUUUGCCUGACACUAAUUGAGGAACAUAAUUCCUAUAGAAGCACGUAUCUUUGAUCGAUUGCAGAAGAGGAGUGAAGGUUACCCUUUCUGCAACCUAAGGGAAACACAUGAACAUAUCUUUCGCGAUUGUGGUUGGGUUCGAAGAGUAUGGAGAUCUACCCCUAUGGGUUCAUACAUCGACAGAGGACAUGAUCUUACCUCGGAGAAGUGGUUUUGUGAGCUCCAAGAGAUGGAAUCUGAAGAAAUGCUUGGAGCUUUCUUGGUGGCUCUAUGGUAUAUCUGAGAUUAACGAAACUGUCAUUUAUGGAUCAAAAAGAAGUUAGAGGAAUGGGAGAUACUACCUAGAGCAAGCGAUUGGUUACAAGAUUACCUGGAGAAGCAAUUGCAACACCAGUUGUUGGGGCGACAUGAAGAACAACGAUGGAAGCCACCGACGACGAUUUCCGUGAAGAUAAUGUUGAUGCGACAUGUUUUGUGGAUCGGGGAACGAGAUGGGGAGUGGUAAUUACAGAUGGAGGAGGAAAGUUUAUGUUUGAUGGGGUUAGGAGAUCAAGGAUCCAGUGGAACCCAGAGGAGGCAGAAGCAAUAGCCAUUGAUUUCGGCCUUGACCUGGCACACAAGUUUGCUUUACGGGAAAUAGAGAUGGAAUCGGAUUGUCAGGGAGUGAUUCAACAGCUACAAUGGGAGGAAGAAAGGGAGAUAGAGAUUGGGUUGGUCUGUGCGGAAAUAAGGGCCAAGGCCCGGACACUGGACUGUGUGAAGUGGAGUUUCACGGGCCGAAAUUAAAAUAAACUUGCCCAUCUUAUGGCCCACGUAGACUGUAGUUGGGAUGGUGAGGAGGUGUGGGUUGAUAGCCCAUCUCAUUUUCUUGUACCUCUUCUUAGAGAGGAUUGUGGUGGAAACUCUGAUAUUUCUUUUUAAAUAAAGGCACAAUACACUUCCAUAGCCAUUUCGUUCAAAACUUUAACGGUAAGCUGACUGGACAAACGUUUUAUAGUUACGUGGCAGCUUUUCAUCAAACCUACUGCCAGGUGGAAAUGUUAAACUUUUUUUGUAAUUACAUGAGAAACAACAUUUAAAUAAAAAAGGAAAUAAAAAAGUCCAUCAGUCUUCUUCGUCUUCCUUUUCUCUUCCAUCUACCCUCCCAUAAACUUUGACCACUACUCAGCUGGUUCUUCGAUCUACCACAAAUUUUACUUUGGCGAGUGCACAGGAAUUGGGGAAACAAUACUAAUUGGAACAAAAGUUCGAUUACGAAGCCAGAACCCAUUGAUGAAGAAGCAAAAACAGAGAAAUCCCUGUUGUUGCUCUUGCUGCGAAGAAAUCCGACAUUGUUGUGUGUAAAGAAACUGCCGGUUUUGGGACUCCCGCUCAAGACCUCGAAGGCGGAUGCCGGAACUGUGACGAGUUCACCAGAUCUGCGCAUGCCGGAACUGCCGCCAGAUUCAGUCUCCUCUUGCUCGGUUGUUUUUCGGAUGAAAUGGUGACAACUUCACAGAUUCAACAAUGUUGGAGAGAAACAGAGGCUCGAACCUGUUGAUAGCGGCAGUAAAUGGUCCUGCCGGCGAUUAGGGCUCAUCAACUUCUCGAUCUAGGAUUGUUGAAGAAGGAAGUCCGCAAUUAUCUUUCUCAUCCAAAAUUCCUUUCCCAACCAUGACAACCGGUGAAGAGAGUGACAAAGGGAAUUUGUUUAAUUAAAAUUUGAAGAGGGGUUUGAAGAAUACGGUGGUUGUGCUGUGGUUUGGCUAUGAGAAAAGGGAAGAUCGAGUGGCUGUGGGGGGAUCUGGUGAGCUUUUUGGAGGAAAUUGUUGUGUAGAGAGGAAGAAGAAGCUUCUCCCUCUUGGAUUGAAGUGGACGGCAGGGGAGGAAAGAGUGGAGGAAGGGGAAGGGUUUGGGCGACAAAUGAUUUUUUAUUUUUGAUUUUUUUUAUCACUUUUGACUCAUCUUUUGUAUUUGUAAGUUAACUUUUUAAUUGAAAAUAUGACGUGGCUAUUUAAGUGGGAAUAGUGAGUCUAGGUGGAUAAUAGGUGUCGUCCAGAUGGCGGCCAUGUAAGCACACCGUCCUCUAAACUAAUAGAACAUUUUCUGCCGUUAAACUAUUUAGCGGAAAUGUCUAAAUUAGUCAAGCAAGUUUUAAAAGCGUGGCUAUAUUUGUGUACUUUUCAAAAUGUGGCUAUUAUUGUCACAACACGUAUAAUUAUUACUAUGAAAGUGUAUUUUGCCUUAAAUAAAUGAAUACAGUUUCCUUAAAAAAAAAAAACUCUCGAUCAUUGAUGUUGAUCUUAUCGAUGUAUUGAAAUUUGGAAUUUUUUUCAAAUGGGUUCACCUGAAUUAUAACGAUGUAAUGAUGGCAUCAGAUGAACUUUAGGGAUAGUAUGUUUGGUAAUAACUGUCCGACAACUGAAGAAAACGUUUUCUUCUUCUGCGUCCGACAUUGAUUAAUAGCGCUCCCGUUUCUGCCACAUGCUGGUUUUCUCAGACACUGGAUUGCCAUUUGCCAUAUUCAGGGCAAGGAAGAAAGGUACGGAACGGAAGUCAUAGUACCUUUGAACUCUUCCACUGUCGACCUAGCUAGCUCUUUCUCUGCCUGAAUGUACGUAGCGGAUAAUUAAUAUAUUCACAUGCUUCAUUGUACCUGGCCGUAUCAUACCCUGCAGAAUAGUCUUUUGUUUUUGUUAUCAUCAUCAUCAUCAUGUGUCAUACAUACCCUCGUAGGUUGAUACGCAAGACAGACAAUAUGCUACUCCAAACGGGCAUGCAUGCAUGUCGCCAAGGACACUUGUUAACUGCAUGUUUUGCAUGCUGGCGGCAAAGUGUUGCGGUAUAUGAUCCAUGAUUGAACCUCUCCCAAUAAUUCAAGUUAUUGGGAUCAAUUGGUUCUCGACAGUACGUACGUAUGUAGACUGAAUAUCGUCAAUUGAUUGUUGUCGCGGGAAAGCGUUUGAAAAGAAGCAAGGGUACGUCGGAGACGGAAUAUUUUAUUGCCAAAACAGAAUCUAUGAACUAAAUCAUAGUCUGGUCUGAGAAUUAUUUCAGAGUCAAAUUCGUUAGUACCCAAACAUGCAUGAAUAUAAGAUAUGAUCGCAAAGUUUGCCACCUAAUUAUACAGUUGAGUUUGAGUGCUACGGAAUUCCCCACGUGUAUGAAAAAGGCGAAAACACAUCCCCAUGAAGUGAAAAUUAUUGAAGGCAUGCUGCAGCCGUUGGUGGUGUGUAUAUAAGUUUUCCUGUUUUGUCUUUUGGUAACAAUACAUUCCCCCCUUUCUCGAUCUCAGCCUUUUCUUUCUUAUGGCCUUAUCCUCCCACAACCCUCCCUUCACCCUAAAUUCCUUUCGACCUCCAAUCCCAUUAGUUAAUUAGCUAGUAAUGACCCUUAAUUAUAUUAGUCUACUUAAUUAGCUUCUUCACAACCCACAUGAUCAUCCUUUAUAUCUUAUGCUUGCGUGCUUAAUUAUAUCGGUCUUUCAACUCACAUCAUCAAAGGGACUAAUUAUUGUUGAUCCCUAGUUAGUCUAUUAAAUCAUAUAGUGUUUUCUUUCUUAUACAAUAAUCAUAUGUGAUAAAAAUCCAUUGAUGUUGUAAUUGCAUGCAAUCCUGAAAUUACUUUGUCAUUCAUGAGAGCCUAUAUUGAGAGAGACAUGCUGAUGGAUCAAUAAAUGUAAAUUCAUCCUAGAGUAUCAUAUAGGUUGAACUUCUGACGAAGAUUUAUAUCGUCUUUAACCAUCACCUAUCAAAACAAGUAAAAUACCUCAUGACCAUAUUAAAUAGUUUUGGUAUCAAAAGGUUGGACUCGAGAAUUAGCUUAGGCUCAACACAAGUUGAGUAGUAUUUUUAUUUGAAUCAAGAGCACUUCUACUAUGUUAUAUAACAAUGGUGUUUUAAUGUACGACUUGAAGUUGUACUACAACGUUAAAUGGAUAAGUUCAAAUUGUACCAUAAAGAAAUUUGUACUUUUAUG
Messenger RNA from Linum trigynum, 6492 nucleotides. Lineage: Eukaryota; Viridiplantae; Streptophyta; Magnoliopsida; Malpighiales; Linaceae. The record is from the annotation of a GenBank genome assembly.